GCGAUUAAUGUAAAUUUUGUAUUUUGUGUGCAAAAAGUGCGUAAAAAAGGUCGGAAAAGUUUAAUUUGAAAAAGAAAAGGAAAAGCUUCUCGAAAGGGGUGGAAAAGUGUGUGCCAUUGGAGGAUGGUGGGUGUAGGUAGAUGGUGGAAAAAUGUAAUUUCCUGGGAAAGUGGAAGAGUUUGAAAAGUUGGGGUACUUUGGGAUUUAUUUUUAUCAAUAGCGCAAGAUCCACGAUGGAUGAAUCGCGUGAGAUGAGUGAGCCACCGGAAGCUGCUGCUGCUGCUGCUGCGGGGUGUCCCAGUGGGGGGAAGACACAGCAGCAACGGACGGAACGAUUGCGACAGAUCACGGAGCUUCUCAAGGAAUCCACACCGGUGAUCCCCAUUGCUCCUGUGCCGCCUCCGAGGAAGAUUAAGAGCAAAUCCCUGAGUCAGAGGAAGAGUAGCGAAGUGUCCGAUGAUUCGAUAAAGUCUGAAGUGGGUGAGGAUGUGGUGGCACUUCCGGCAGAGCCACCAGCUGAAUCACCAGCAGUAGAGGAAGUAUCAGUAGCAGAACAACCACCAACAGAAGAGCAACCACCAAUUGUAGAACAACCAGCAGAAGAGCCACCAAUUGUGCCAUUAGCUGACCUCCCAGCAAGCAGUGAGAACGCAGAGAUAACCCAAAAUGUGCCAGAAGAAAUUCCCGUCCAGCCCCAGCGUGAGGAGCGUCUCACAUUCACGUCCACAACGCACCUGAACAUUUCCGAGCCAGAAGAAUUCGCCCCACAGCUGCAGGAGUACAAUGAAACACUCCCUGUGUGUGUCAUUGAGUGCAUCUCCCAGGGAGAAGCCCAUAAGGACAAUCCACUGCAUGAAUGUCCCGAUGAGAAGCCAAUAAAUGUGCCAGAACCACCAAAAGUGCCCAAUUUUCCACCCUCAAAUGCCCAGGAAGUGCGCAAGAGGCAUGCAGACUUUGACAGGAGUGUCUCCUUCUCCUCAGCUGAUGCCCUCCUGUCCAGUGUAACACGCAAAGCCACCGAUAAAUCCCGCCGACGCAAAGGGAUCUACAUUCAGUGGCCAAUCCGGGAGAGACUCGACACAGUGGAGGUACUCGCCAGUGAGGAGAAGAAUAGCAGCUGUGAAACUCUUGCAAGUCAGCGAACACCUGAAUUCUCCUUCGAUGACCCCGUUUGGUCGGAAGGCUAUGAAAAUUUCCCCGAAGAGAUGGUAAAUUCCGGGAAAUCCCCCAAAGGACCACUCCCGAGCAAUGGGAGAUCUUUCUCAAAGCGACCCCUGAGAUCCAUCCGUGGCCCCUAUGGGCAAAUGCUGGAGGCAGAGCUCAAGAAACCCGUCAAAGUCUACCACGAUCACCUAGCGCUGAGUCUCAACAAUGUGAACUUCACCUCCGAGGAUGCACCAGAUGGGAGUGAGAGGAAAUUAAAUACUCAUCCAAGUGAAAAGUCAAUAAACUUCCUGAAUAACAGUAAAUCCUGCGAUUGCCGCACAAUACUCACGAAGAACACAUCAAUGGAUAGCCUCUGUUCGUCCUACACCAAGGACUACCCACCCCAGAGGAAUAGCAAUGAUGCCACAAGUGCCAUAAACAAGGGGCUCCUCAUGGAUUUCCUGCAUCAGUCAUCGUCGUGCGAUCAGAGUUCCACGGAGCAGCUGCAUUCGGCCGAUGUGAUAGCCACCCUGUCACCGCAUGCGUCCCUUCUGCAGCACAUGGACACACGAACGCACAUUGUCAUCGAAUUGUACAACACGGAACAAUCCUACGUGGAGUCCUUGCAGACCAUUGUGCAGAAAUACAUGAAUCCCCUGAAGAGUAGUGACUGUGAAGUGUCCAUUGACGCGCAAAUUGUCGAUGAUAUCUUCUACAUGGUGCCAUCAAUUCUCAGCAUUCAUGAGGGCUUUCUGGAUGAGCUGAAGAAGCGCCUCGACUGCUGGAAUUCCAAUCAAAUCAUCGGGGAUGUUUUCAAUAAUGUUUUUUCCUGUGGAGCAGUUUUGGAGAUUUAUUCGAAUUUCGUCAAUAAUCUGAGCAAAGCAAGGGAUUCCAUACGGAGUUGCUGCUCAACGCAAGCUUCCUUUGCGCGCUUCCUUGAGGUUCAAGCCAAGGAGCACAAAGGAAAAUUACCAUUAGAUAAUCUUCUCAUUAAACCAAUUCAGAAAUUCCCAAACUACGAAUUAAUUCUUUCACGCCUCAUUAAACACACUGAUAGUGAGCAUCCUGACCAGGCUCUCCUCCUGGAGGCCAACAAGACUGUCCACAGAAUUCUGCUUCACAUAAACUGCAAGGAACGCGAAGCACUGCAAAGUGGGCAACGUGAGGCAGUUCUGAGGGAGAUUGAGAGUGCCAUUGAGGGGGUGUCGAAUCUCGUCACAACCGACCGAUCCUUCAUUGCCUUUGACCUCGUUACAAUCUUCUCGGGCCAGUCGGCACGGAAGGAACGUGGGCUGUUCCUCUUCAGUGAUUUGAUCAUCCUAACGAGUAUUAAACGACGAAGCGGCACAGUUCGCAAACCAAAUAUAAUUAACUACAACAUUGCCGCCAACGUCGAGACGAACAAAUAUAAAUUUCUCACGAAAAUACCGAUAAGUGAUUUGGAGUUUGUCAAGACCAAAGAUGACAAUAGUCGUAAGAGUAUUAAGGAGAUUGAGUAUUUGAUGGAGGAUUCGAAGAAGAUUCAGCAAAUUCUUGCUGCAGUAAUCACCCUCCGAUGCCCACAUCAGCAUCUCGAGGAGGCAGCGCGUGAGCUGGAGAAGGAUCUCGAGAAGCAAUUGAGUGAGAAGCAGCUCAAUGAUGGUCAAUUGAGUGUGUUGGAGUUUACAGUUGGGGGGAAUUCGAGUGGAUCCGAAGGUGGGCAGCACAUGUCCAUACAAUUUGUAAAUCCUGAACGGAGAAGUGUGUGGGAACAGGCUUUCCGGGAGGCAAAGCAAAAGUUUGCAUCGAAUUUAGAGACGAUCCCCAUGCCUGAGUUUAUCUCAUCAAUUCCCAUCCGGAAGACGCGUGCUGGACUUCAGUUUACAUGCGCCGCCUCUACGUUGGGGGCUCAAAAUGAUGUGUGGGUGUGCAAUAGCGAUGGCUACGUGGGGCAAGUUUGUGUCCUCAGCCUAAAUGCCGAACCGACGGUCACGAGUUGCAAUGGUGUGUGCAAUGCGCGUAUUUUGUGUGUGACUUCGGUACCAUCGGAAAUUGAGUGGCAGCCCGCAGAUAAAGGAAGUGCCAACGUGACUAAUCAGCUGAAAAGUACGCCGUCAUUCGAGGAGAACACCGAGAAUUGCACAAAAUCCAUCAAAGUUCAAUCCCUCUCGGCAAUCUUCAAUAACAUCCACCUCGAUUCCAGCAGCUCGAGUGACAAUGAGUCCGAAAAGGAUUUUUCAGCUGACACCAAAUGCAACCUCCACGGUCAUCCCAACAAGUCUGACCUACAUCCGCUGCAGCCCUUCGACUGCGGCGACUUCAGUCAGUCAACAAUGUGGUUGGGCACAGAGGAUGGGUGCAUUCAUGUCUACAAUUGCUCCGAUAACAUUCGAAUAAAGCGCAACAAGAUUAAGAUGCAGCACAAUAGUGCAGUCUAUCACAUUCUCUACAUGAACAAUAAGGUCUACGUGGCUCUAGCCAAUGGGGAUCUCAUUAUCUACACGAGAGAGAAUCUCGGAACUGGAUGGAAUACAUCAGACCCAACAACACUGACAAUUGGCUCAGCUUCUAAUCCCAUCACGAAGCUCCUAAAUGUAGAUGGAAAAUUAUGGUGCUCAAUACAGGGAGUUAUUAAAAUCUUCAAUGUUUCAACACAUCAGGUGGAGAACGAGGUGCAAAUAUCGAGUGAAUCAAAACCAAUAACGAACAUGGUGGCAUCCCAACAUGGCGUGUGGAUGUCCAUACAGAACUCCUCCGUGCUAAAGUGUUUCCAUUCCAAGACCUACGAGAUCGUGGUGGAGGUGAACGUGAGUGGUCCCGUGAGUAAGAUGCUGUCAAAUUGCGAUGACAUCAUUCGGCAGCACAAGGCGGCGUGUUUGCGGAUCACGGCACUCCUCGCGUGUCGCGAUCUCAUCUGCAUUGGCACGAGUGCUGGUGUCCUGUUAGUCAUCCAGAGCAGUGGCGCCACAGCUGGGAGGCAUCUGGUCAACAGUACAGCCAUGCCAAUGCCGCACGGGCACACGGGGCACGUUCGCUUCCUGACGUGCGUGGAAACAACGGAAGGGAGUCGAUCGAAUUCGAAUUCCAGAAAGGGAUCACAGACGAAGCACAAGAAGGAAUCUUCAAUUCUCCUCAUUUCUGGCGGUGAUGGAUGCGAAGAUUUCCGCAAUUCAAAUAUAAAUUCAAUGAAUGAUAUUGCCGGAAGGGAAGAUAGUACAAAUCAUUUGUUACUUUGGAAAGUUUAAUAAGACGAGACGACGAACAGAGAGAGAUUUUAGUCUCAUUGAUGAAAUUUUUUGAAGAGAUUUUAUUAUUAUACGAUGAAAAAAUGAGAGAUUUUAACCAGAAACGUUUAUAGGAAGUGAAUCAAUUACUUAAUUUAUAUACAAAAAAACAAGAAGAAAUAAUUGCGUCAAUCUUUGGGAUAAAUUGCGUGUUUUUAGCCAAAAUGGAGACACAGAAAAAACUACAAGAAUAACAUGAACAUGGAUCUUUGUGUGAUAAAAAAAACAAGUAAAACUGUAUUACUAUUUAAAUUA
Lutzomyia longipalpis is the source of this 4664-nucleotide messenger RNA. RefSeq names its product rho guanine nucleotide exchange factor 17. NCBI's taxonomy places the organism in Eukaryota, Metazoa, Arthropoda, Insecta, Diptera, Psychodidae. Gene Ontology annotation, molecular function: guanyl-nucleotide exchange factor activity; protein binding. Gene Ontology annotation, biological process: actin cytoskeleton organization. The record is from RefSeq and is a predicted model, not a curated record. The transcript is spliced from 13 exons. The coding region runs from base 141 to 4370 and encodes 1409 amino acids.